Messenger RNA from Phlebotomus papatasi, 1595 nucleotides. Its product is annotated as mitochondrial basic amino acids transporter. Gene Ontology annotation, biological process: mitochondrial L-ornithine transmembrane transport. NCBI's taxonomy places the organism in Eukaryota, Metazoa, Arthropoda, Insecta, Diptera, Psychodidae. Gene Ontology annotation, molecular function: high-affinity L-arginine transmembrane transporter activity. The record is from RefSeq and is a predicted model, not a curated record. The coding region runs from base 370 to 1476 and encodes 368 amino acids. The transcript has 3 exons. Gene Ontology annotation, cellular component: mitochondrion.
AGUUGGUGAGAAACUUCUUUCGAGGAUGGGUCAAAGUGUUUUGGAAAUUUGUGCUUAGGACAUUGGCAGGCAAGAAAGAGAAUAAAGUUAUGCCUAAAAAGUAGAGAGAUAGAGUAAAUGUCUUGCUGAACUGUGACCCGUGCUUAAGACUAAAUGGCUUUAUUGUGAAUAUAUAGUGACUUACGCCAAUAUUUAUUGAUAGUGAUCUAAAACGCAAAAUAAUUGCUAUACGCAUAACAAAACUGCGAGAUCUCCUGUAGUUCAAGACGUAAUCUCGUGGAAUAAGCAAGUGAUUAGAAGAAGAAAUUCAUUGAUUUCCUAACUUAAUAAUACAAAGUGUGAUAAGUGAUAUAAAAAAAUUAAGGAAAAAUGGCACUGGAUUUCAUUGCAGGAUGCUUUGGGGGAUGUGCCGGAGUGAUCGUUGGGCAUCCCUUUGACACUAUUAAAGUUCAUCUGCAGACACAGGAUCAUCGAAAUCCUCAAUACAGGGGCACAUUCCACUGCCUUAAGACAAUUGUGGCUCGUGAUUCAGUCCGAGGACUCUACCGAGGAAUGGCAAGUCCAAUGUCAGGAGUAGCCUUCGUCAAUGCCAUUGUCUUCGGGGUUUAUGGGAAUGUUCAGAGGCGUACAGAAGAUCCCAAUACUCUGCGAUCACAUUUUUUGGCGGGAGCAGCAGCUGGAUUGGCACAGAGUUUAGUAUGUUCGCCAAUGGAACUGAUAAAGAUGCGACUUCAGCUACAGAGCGAAUCAUCACUUGGCGGGAGAGUCAAGUUCAAGGGACCCCUCAGUUGUCUGCUCCACAUUUGGCGCCACGAGGGAUUGCGCGGUGUCUAUAGGGGGUUAGGCAUUACAGCGGCCCGAGACUUACCAGGUUUUUCUUCAUAUUUUGUAUCAUAUGAGAUGAUGACAAGAACGACUCCAAAUCCCAGUGCAUUCCACACUCUGAUGGCUGGAGGUAUGGCAGGAAUAUUUUCCUGGCUUUGUACAUUCCCAAUAGAUGUUGUCAAGUCCCGCAUUCAGGCUGAUGAAACAAAGUACAAAGGGAUCAUGGAUUGCAUUGUGAAGAGCUAUCGAUCUGAAGGACUGGCCUUUCUCUCAAGAGGAUUGGCCUCAACCAUCAUCCGGGCUUUUCCCAUGAAUGCUGCAUGCUUCCUCGUGGUGACGUGGAUCCUAAAUCUAGCACGAAAGCACGAUUCUACGGAUAAAAGUGUCCAGAUUCAAAUUUCUGCAGCAGAUGAAACACUGCCUAUCGUCAAUCAAAUUCCACAGAUCUUCAUAAAACGCCAUGAUCCUCUGCAUCAGCAGGAGUGUCACCACAGGCAUCGAACUAUCAGGAAUUUUGUGGUUCUGGCUGCAUUCCAGGAAGCUAUUUGUGACGAUGAAAUCACUGAACUCAUCAAUGACACAUUUGAGGCUCACAACGAGGGUUACUACCUCUGGGACACUAGGCCAAGUAUAUCAGACUUGAGUGAUUGAUCCUUGGUUUGAUCCAAAGGAUGUGUUUUCAGAGUGAUUUAAAUUUCGUGUUAUCUGAAAUUGUUCACUCCGGAAAGUGUGUGCCUUAAAGACUGAUAAAUAAAUUGUGCAAAAUUCCA